CCGAGCGCUGGAGGAGCAGGUCCGCAGCUGCGGAGGGCUGGGCGUUCCCAGCCCGGGUCCCUUCGCUGUCCCCGCCGCGUGUGGCCCCCUCGCACACCGCGUCCCUCCCUCCCUGCUGCCGGACGGGCCCCGCGGCUCUGCGGGCAGAACCAGGGGCGCUCCUGACCCCUGAGCGUGUCCCCCGCCAUGCCGCCCCACGGAGGGGUGUUGGUGGCUCUCUGCACGCUGCUGGCCCUCGGUGCGGCCGAGACGCCCCCAGGAUGGGCCACUCUGGCCUUCGUGUUCGAUGUCACCGGCUCCAUGUACGAUGACCUGGUGCAGGUGAUGGACGGCGCCUCCCGCAUCCUGGAGCGGACGCGCAGCCGGAGCACCAAACCCAUCAGCAACUACGCCCUGGUGCCCUUCCAUGACCCAGAGGUGGGACCUGUCACCCUCACCACGGACCCCCAGCUCUUCCAGCAGCGCCUGCGGGAGCUCCAUGUCCAGGGCGGGGGGGACUGCCCGGAGAUGAGCGUGGGCGCCAUCAGGGUAGCCGUGGAGAUCUCCCAUCCCGGCUCCUUCGUCUACGUCUUCUCGGAUGCUCGGGCCAAGGAUUACGAGCAGCAGGAGGAGCUGCUGCGGCUGCUGCAGCACAAGCAGAGCCAGGUGGUGUUUGUGCUCACCGGGGACUGCGGGGACAGGAGCCACCCCGGGUACCGGGUGUACGAGCGCAUUGCCGCCACCAGCUCCGGGCAGAUCUUCCACCUGGACAAGCAGCAGGUGACAGAGGUGCUGAAGUGGGUGGAAGAAGCCAUCCAGGCUUCCAAGGUCCACCUGCUGUCUACGGACCACGAGGAUGGUGGGGAGAACACAUGGCAGGUCCCCUUUGAUCCCAGCCUGAAGGAGGUCACCAUCUCCCUGAGUGGGCCUGCCCCAGGGAUCAGGGUCCAGGAUCCAGCAGGAAAGGUCCUGGAGAAAGGCCGAGGUCUGAAGGAGCUGCUCAGCAUCCCCAACUCAGCCAUGGUGGUGGCCCUGGAGCCCUACGAGCCAGGGACAUGGCUGGUCACGACCCGGAGCAGCGGCCGCCACUCUCUGAGGAUCACGGGCAUCAGCAAUGUCAAUUUUCAAGCCAGCUUCUCCACGCAGCCGGAGUUUGACGCCAUCCAGCGCGGAGAGCGGCCGGUGCAGGGUCUGCCCAUCUCUGUGCUGGUGAACUGCAGCGGUCUGAGGCCGCCUGGGCGCCUGCAGGAGAUCGAGCUGUUCAACACCUCGGGCCACGUCCUGCUCUCGCUGCCCGUGCAGCCGCUCCUCAACUCCUCCUCUGGCUCCAGCACGCAGCUCUGGGUGGGAUCGCCGCUCUGGGUGCCCCCGGGGGACUUUCUGCUGAAGGUGAAGGGUGAGGAUGGCCAGGGCCACCCCCUGCACCGCCUCUCAGGGGUCACCUACACCAGCGUGGUCCCCGGUCUGCCCAAAGUGAACAUCUCCAGCAAUAUCCAGGCUUACAGCCGGGAGCCACAGCUCAUCUCCUGCUCUGCACGGAGUGAGAUCCCUUUCCAGCUGCAGCUCAGCCGUGGCAGGAGGAAGCUUGGGGAGGAGCAGCUCUUCAGGAUUUCAGGGAACAUCAGCUGGUUGAUCCCUGCAGUGUCUGAGGGUGAUGAAGGCUUUUAUGAGUGCACGGCCACGAGCAAGGUCGGCGUGUCCCGGGCCCGUGCCUACCUCUCUGUCUCAGAGCCACCACCACGUCUCAUCACCCCGGGCAACAUCACGGCUUCACCAGGGCAGGACGUGGUGAUGUCCUGCGUGGUGCAGGGGGACGUGCCCUACAACCUGACCUGGAGCUGGGAUGGGAAGGUGGCACAGCCAGGGGCUGGCAGGGCCCGGCUGCUGCAGAACAGCUCCCUGGAGAUCAGCCACGUGCAGCCAGGGGACGGGGGCCUGUACGAGUGUGUGGCACAGAGCGCCCAUGGCACUGCCACUGCCUCGCUGUGGCUCUUCAUCCAGGAGGCACCCUGGGUGAAGGUGGACCCCAGUCCCCAGCGUUUCAGCAGGGGCCAGGAGCUGAGGUUGAACUGCACAGCCGGGGGCCACCCCCAGCCCCAAACCACCUGGAGGCACUGGGGCUGGCCUCUGCAGCAGGAUGAGAGGGUUUUCAGGGAUGCUGAGGGUUCCCUGCACAUCAGGUCUGCUGUCCCAGAGGAUGCAGGGAAUUACAGCUGCUAUGCCAGCAGCACUCUGGGCUGGGAUGAGCAAGUGACCGUGCUGCGAGUGGGAUCUGCCCCUCACUUUCCUGAGCCCCUGGGCGACCUGGAGGUCCAGGUUGGGGACAGAGUGAGCCUGCCAUGUCGUGUGGAGGGAUCUCCCCUGCCCCAGGUUACCUGGACUCGGCAGGAUGGGAAGCCUGUGGUGGGCUGGCACGGCCCACAGGAUGUUUCCAGCCAGCUGGAGACUGCCCAGCUCCUCAUUGACAGUGCCUCGCUGGAUGACCAAGCCACCUACAUCUGUGAAGCCCAGAACGAGUUUGGGAAGAUCCAGGCAGAGGUCAAGCUCACAGUCACAGGACAGGCCCCAGAAAUAGCCCUUGCAUCCCCCGUGGUCCGUGUGCUGCCAGGCCAGCCCGUGUCCCUGCCCUGUGUGAUCCUGGCUGGGAGCCCCUUCCCUGCCCGCCGCUGGCUCAAGGAUGGGCACAUGGUAGCCCCAGGUGGCCGCUAUUCCAUGCGGGCUGACGGGAGCCUGCACGUGGAGCAGGCAUCUCAGGGGGAUGCAGGAACCUUCACCUGUGAGGUGACAAACGCCCUGGGCUCACACAGGCAGGAUGUGACCCUGGUCAUCCACGCUCCUCCCAGCAUCGAGCCUGGCCCUGUUCUGGUCACUGCCACCGAGGGAGCUGCUGUCACCCUGCAGUGCAAUGCCACUGGUGUGCCACGCCCCACUGUCACCUGGGCCAAGGGCACAGAGCCCAUUUCAGCGAGCCCACACUACCAGCUCGACCCCGAUGGGACCCUCCUGAUCCCUUCAUCAUCCCCUGGGGAUGCUGGCACCUACUUCUGCACAGCCACCAAUGCAGCAGGGUUCUCCAGCAGGGAGAUGCAGCUCUCCAUCAGCACAAAGCCCAGGAUCAGCGUGAAUGGAUCACAGACACUGGAGCCUGUGCCCAUCCUGGCAGUGCUGGGGCAGGAGACCACCCUGCCCUGCGAGGCCCAAGGGCUCCCCCCUCCCCUGGUGGUGUGGAGCCGGGAGCCCCAGCCCCUGCCCCUGGCCAGCACCAGGUUCAGCAUCCUCCCUUCAGGAUCCCUGCACCUGGCUGAGCCCCAGGUGACAGACAAUGGCCUCUACACCUGCACGGCCACCAACGCUGCGGGGAGCGCCUCGCUCAGCUACAGCCUGCACGUGCAAGCUCCGCCCCAGCUGUGGAUUGGUGAUGGGGAAAGGCACCUGGCAGCUGUAGCCAACACCUCCCUGAGCAUCCAGUGUCACACCAGGGGCAUCCCCCCAGCCCAGAUCCAGUGGCUGAAGGAUGGGCACCCUCUGGACGGGCAGGACGGCGUGGUGGUGUCCCAGGAUGGUGGCACUCUGCUGCUCACACGAGUGGGGCUUGGCCACCAAGGGCUCUAUGUCUGCCAGGGCAGCAGCUGGGCAGGGCUGGCCCAGGCAGAGGUGCAGGUUUCAGUGCAUGUGCCUCCCAACAUCGAGCCCAGCGCGGUGGAUCUGACCAUCCCCGAGAACAGCUCGGCAUCCCUGGAGUGCCUGGCCUCGGGGCUGCCCGCUCCCGGUGAGCCCCUCUCCAGCCAGCCAGGGAGCCCAAAGCUGGUGUCCCCAGGAGGAAACGUGGUGUACAUGGAGAAGGUGCAGCUGCUGGACCAGGGGACGUACACCUGUGAGUGCAGGAACAUUGCUGGCAGCAGCAGCAAGGAGCAUCACCUGAAGGUGCACGGUGAGUGUGAGGCACCUGAGACCUGUGGGGGCAGGUGGAGGUGCUGGGACUCUCUCAAUCUGCCAAGGCUCCAGGGCAGCAGCAGCAGCACCCCCAGGAAGGUUUCUGUCAUCGAGGGUGGUGAGACAGUUCUGGAGUGCGAAGUCAUGGGCACAGCAGCACCGUGGGUGACGUGGGUGAAGGAUGGGCAGCCUGUGGCUGCUGGGGAUGGGCUCCUGCUCACGGAGCAGGGGAAAAGGCUGCACAUCCCCAGGGCAGAGCUGGCCCAUGCAGGACACUACACCUGCCUGGCUGCCAGCCCAGAGGGGCAGGAGCAGAGGGAGUUUGAAGUUGUGGUGCAUGUUCCCCCUGAGUUCAUUCAAGGAUCAGGAGUGACAACCAAUGUCAGCGUUUCCCUGCAAGGAUCCCUGACCCUGACCUGUGAGGCCACUGGCAUUCCCCAGCCCAGCGUCACCUGGUUCUGGGAUGGUUCCCCUGUCACCCCCAGCGAGCACACACAGCUGCUUUCAGGGGGCUGGCUGCUCAGGCUCACCCAUGCUCGAGCCCAGGAUGGUGGUCACUAUUCCUGCCUGGCCAGCAACAUAGCUGGGGAGGCCAGGAGGCAUUUCUACGUGCAGGUCCUAGUUCCUCCCCACAUUGAGGAUGCAGAUGAAGAAGACACCUUCAAGGUGCCCAAGGGCCACCCUGUCACCUGGUCCUGCCUGGCUUCAGGCAACCCACAACCCCAGAUCACCUGGAUGAAAGACAACCAACCUCUCCCUGGCACCUUCUCCAUCUCCCCGGAUGGCUCCUUGUUCCACAUCCCCCAGGCCUCCCUGGCCCAUGCUGGUCUCUACUCCUGUGUGGCCUCCAACUCUGUGGCAAAUCAUACCAAGAAUUACCUGCUGGAUGUUCUGGCCAGUCCCACCUCUGCUCAGGAUGCUGCUGCUGCAGAAGAGGUGACAGUGAUCAUCAACAACCCCAUCUCCCUGCUCUGCGAGGCCCCACCAUACCCAUCUCCCAACAUCACCUGGCUCAAGGACCAGGUUCCUCUCCAAGCAUCUGGAAAUGUCCUCCUGCUCCCUGGUGGCCACGGGCUGCAGAUCCUGAAUGCCCAGGAGGAGGACACGGGCACCUACAGCUGCAUCGUGGCCAGCGAGGAUGGGGAGGCUGUGAAGAGCUAUGCUGUGAAGGUCCUGGUUCCUCCUUGGAUUGCCAGAGAGGAUCCUCUGGGGGAAUUUGCUGUGAAAGAGGUGAAAGCCAGGGUGAACAGCACGGUGGUGCUGGAGUGUGAGACCUGGGCUGUGCCCCAGCCAACCAUCCUCUGGUACAAGGACAAGCAGCUUCUGGAAAGCUCUGAACACAUCCAGAUCCUCAGUGAGGGGCAGGUCCUCCAGAUCCCAGCUGCUGGUGUCUCAGAUUCAGGGCACUACACCUGUGUGGCCACCAAUGCUGUGGGUGAAGAUGACAGGGAUUUCAUUGUGCAUGUCCAAGUGCCCCCCAUCUUCCAGCAGCAAACAGGCCCCAGGGAAGCCCUUGAGCUCUUCUAUCGGGAGGAGGACCAGGAUGGGGAGGUGACAGAGCACCGGCAGGCUGUCCUUGGCCAGCCCACCGCCCUCUACUGUGACACCAGUGCCAUCCCACCCCCCCAGCUCACCUGGUACAAGGAUGGGGAGCCCCUCUCCCCCGGCCUGGGGGUGCUGAUGCUGCAAGGGGGCCGGGUGCUGCAGCUGCAGGCGGUGCAGGAGGAGCACAGGGGCAGGUACACCUGCGAGGCCGCCAACGCUGCGGGCCGGGACCGCCUGCACUACGAGCUGGAGGUGCUCACUGCCCCGGCCAUCCGUGGUGGCACAGAGGACCUGGAGGAGGAGGAGGUGACGGCCACCAUCAAUGGCACUGUCCAGUUUGAGUGUGAGGCUACCGGGCACCCAGAGCCCACGGUGUCCUGGCUCUGGAAUGAUGUCCCCAUAGAGGCUGGCCCACGGCACCAGCUCCUGGAGGGUGGCACUGUCCUGCAGGUGGCAAUGCUGGAGGUGGGUGACGCUGGCAGUUACACGUGCGUGGCUGAGAACCCGGCCGGCUCAGCUGAGAAGCACUUUGCCCUCUCUGUGCAGGAAGCUUCCUGGAGUGUGGCUGCAGACCCCGAGAAGGUCGAUGGCAUUGUCAAUGGCAGCGUCUCACUGGUGUGUGACAUCCAGCCCCACCCGGCUGCAGAGAUCACCUGGUACAAGGACGGCCACGUCCUGUGGCCUGGAAAGGAGGGCACUGUCACCCCAGACUCUCGGGUGCUGCAGCUCCCUGACCUGCAGCUCUCCAGCUCAGGCACCUACACGUGCAUGGCACUGAGCGUGGCCAGCCAGGACCAGAAGAGCUUCAUCCUCACCAUCCAUGAGCCCCCCGGCACCCAGGACCCACAGCAGGAGACGCUGGAGGCUGACAUGGGGACACCCCUGGUGCUGAGCUGCCGUGUCACCGGUGUGGCCGUGCCCUCUGUCACCUGGCUGAAGGAUGGGCACCCUCUGGAGAUGAGCCCAGAGCAGGGUUUGGUGUCCGGGGGGGCCCAGCUCCUGCUCAGCCCCCUGCAGCCCUUCCACCAGGGCCGGUACACCUGCCUGGCACAGGGGGCCGAGACACGCAAGGACUUCCUGGUGCUGGUGCGAGCGCCCCCCCGGAUCAGCAGUGCAGGGGACCCCAGCGAACACAGCGUGCUGGAGGGCAGCGGGGUGAGGCUGGAGUGCCGGGCACAGGGGCAGCCCACUCCCCACAUCUCCUGGCUGAAGGACGGGCGGCCCCUGGGGUUGCAGCCCCCCUCACACGCCCGGGUGUCCCCGGAUGGAGCCCUGGAGAUCCGGCAGGCGCUGCCUGCACAUUCUGGCCGCUACACCUGCACGGCCCAGAGCGCCGCGGGCACGGCCCGCAAGCACCUCUGGCUCACGGUGCACGAGCCCCCUGCCUUGAAGCCCCUGCCCGGCAUGGUGAUGGUGAUGGUCAAUGCCAGCGUGGUGCUGUCCUGCGAGGCCACAGGCAUCCCCCGGCCGGAGGUCACCUGGCAAAAGGAUGGUGUUGGCAUCACUGGAGGUGCUCCCCAGAGGGCAGCUCCGGCUCCUCCGAGCAGCCCCAGAGGACGCCGGCACCUACCUGUGCAUGGCCCGGAACCCCUCGGGCACCGCUGCNGCUGGGCACGGGGGUCCCCUCCGCUGCAUGUGAGCUGGCUGAAGGACGGGCUGCCCCUCCGCCUGUCCCCUCGUGUCACCCUGCUCUCGGCUGGCCACCUCCUCCGGAUCUCCCAGGCUCAGCUCUCCGAUGCUGGACUCUACACCUGCGUUGUCUCCAGCCGGGCGGGAGUGGCCGAUCGCAGCUUCGUCCUGCAGAUCCAGGUGCCCCCUGUCCUGGAGAGCCCCGAGAGCAGCGAGGAGCAGAUGGUGGCCCAGGGCUCUGAUGUCACCUUCACCUGCAAAGCCACCGGGUCCCCAGCACCGACAGUGACCUGGCUGAAGAACGGAGAGCCCCUGGGGCAGCAGAGGGCCCAGGUGCCCAGGGGCCCACAGCUGAGCCUGGUGGCUGUGGCACCAGCUGAUGCAGGCAUUUACUCCUGCCUGGUGGUGAAUGAAGUGGGGGAGGUCAGCAAAGCCUUCCACCUCGUGGUGAUGGAGCCACCCCGUGUCAAGGCUGGGUCCCAUCCCACGGAGAUAUCCAUCGCUGUGGGCACCCCUCUAGGGCUCAGGUGUGUGGUGACAGGUGUCCCCAUGCCCACUGUCACCUGGGAGAAGGAUGGACAGCUGCUGGCAGGGCCCUCGCUCAUGACAGGGAAUGAGAGCACGCUCCACAUUGACAGCACUGAGGUGGCUGAUGCUGGCUUGUACACCUGCCUGGCCACCAGCCCUGCAGGGGAGGACAGCAGGAGCUUCCAUGUCAGCAUCCAAGCGGCCGUGCUGCCCUGCCGGGCACAGGGGUGGCCCGUGCCCCGGGUGACGUGGCGCAAGGACGGCCAGCUCCUGCCCCUGCCCGGGAGUGACAGAUUGCAGCUCCUGCCAGGUGGCUCCCUGCAAAUUGACCCUGUCCAGGCCCAGGAUUUGGGCCAUUACCUCUGCAUGGCAUCCAGCCCUGCUGGCUCUGACCGGCGUGGCCUGGACCUGCACGUGCUGGUCCCUCCUGCCAUCACACCUGGGCCCUCCAACCUCACCCUGCUGGCUCAGCAGCCAGCCACGCUGGGCUGUGACGCCUGGGGGUCCCCUGAGCCCCACGUCAGGUGGGAGAAGGAUGGCCAUCCCCUGAGCCUGCACCUCCCACCCGGCACCUACAGUUUGCAGUCCUUGGGGUCUCUGCUCAUCUCCAGCCCCACUCCCAGGGAUGAGGGCAGGUUUGAGUGCAUCGCCACCAACGCUGCUGGGGAGGCUCGAAAGGCUUUCCUCGUGUCUGUGCAUG
Molecule: messenger RNA, 8314 nt
Organism: Zonotrichia albicollis (white-throated sparrow)
Lineage: Eukaryota; Metazoa; Chordata; Aves; Passeriformes; Passerellidae
Source: RefSeq, a predicted model, not a curated record